Molecule: messenger RNA, 3563 nt
Organism: Alnus glutinosa
Lineage: Eukaryota; Viridiplantae; Streptophyta; Magnoliopsida; Fagales; Betulaceae
Product: protein BREAST CANCER SUSCEPTIBILITY 1 homolog
Exons: 14
Coding region: 202-3291 (1029 amino acids)
Biological process (GO): double-strand break repair via homologous recombination; negative regulation of fatty acid biosynthetic process; positive regulation of transcription by RNA polymerase II
Cellular component (GO): BRCA1-BARD1 complex; plasma membrane; BRCA1-A complex
Molecular function (GO): ubiquitin-protein transferase activity
Source: RefSeq, a predicted model, not a curated record
AAAAUUAGGCGCGCGCGACCUUGGGACUUGAGAGAGGUUUUGGCGGGUCAAAAAAAUUCAAAAAGAAAGUGACUCUUCCUCUUCUAUCUUUUUUGCCUUCAAAUUUUCGAUUUCGCAUUGAAAGACUGUGCCUCUUCUUCUUCUUCUUCUCCUUCCUUAACUCUCUCGCUCUCUCUCGUAUCGGGAAUCAUAGGAGCAAAAAUGGAGGAUCCGAGCCACCUGGAGAGGAUGGGCAGAGAACUCAAUUGCCCCAUUUGCCUGAGUCUACUGAACUCUGCGGUUUCACUUACGUGCAAUCAUGUAUUCUGCAACUCUUGUAUUGUGAAAUCGAUGAAAUCCGGCUCCACUUGUCCAGUUUGUAAAGUGCCAUUUCGGCGUAGAGAGGUUCGCCCCGCUCCUCACAUGGAUAACUUGGUGAGCGUUUACAAAAGCAUGGAAGUUGCUUCAGGAAUCAAUAUAUUUGUCACUCAGAAUGCUCCCUCAACUAAAUUUUCAGAUAAAGAAAAGCAAGCUGAAGGUGAAGGCAACCAUGGUGAACAAGAUAGCAGCGGAAACUGUCAGGAUAGAGCAGAGAAACAAAAUACCUUGAAAGGAAAAGGGUCAAGAAAAACAUCUAAAUUGAACAUGAAAAGUUCUAGUUCUACGUUUGUGAAACCUUCAUUUCCAACCAAGAAAAGGGUUCAGGUGCCACAGUGUCCUUUUUCAGAAAGCCCAACAGGGCUUGCAAUAUUAGAAGGUGAAUUGAGUGAAAUUGCUAGGGAAGAACCCAAAAGAAGUUCAACCAUUUUAAAGGAUAAGCCUGUUCUAAAGGACAAGGGAGAACCUGUGCUUUCACCUUUCUUUUGGUUGAGAGAGGAGGAAGAUGUAGAAAAGUCAAGUCAGCAUACUGAUGAGGGUGAAUUUAUGGAUAUGACACCACUAAAUGCUCCUGCCUUCAGUGAUAUCAAGGACUCAGAUGAUGAAUACCCUUCUAAUUCGACCCCAACUGGAUUACAUGGCAAGUGCUCCAGUGUUGCAGAUUUUUUUGAUAGUGAGAUGUUUGAAUGGACACAAAGACCAUGCUCUCCCGAACUUUGUUCAAGUCCCUUUAAGAUGCAGGUUGCAAAUGUUGAAGAAAUCAAUGAAAUUCAAGAGAACGAAUUAGAAGCAGCUUUACAGGAUGUGACAACAAAUGAAGAACCAAGCACCAAAAAUGAGAAAUACAAGAAUUCUAAACAAGGAAGUGGUACUGCAGAUGUGGUCCUGCCCAAUCUGUCCUCUCCCAGAACUGAAGAUUCCAAUGACCAAAUUGGAAGUAAUAAAUCUAACAAGAGUGGUAAGAUUAGGAAGGCAAGUGAAAGAGCUAAAAAGAAGUGCCCUAAAAGGCAUACAGAUUCAGAUUUUGAAAUUUAUGUUGAUUUGAAUAAAGCAUCAGAAAAUUUUAUCCAAGAGCAAACUCUCGACAAUAAUUACAGCUUGGAUAAUACCAGCAAACGGAGUAAGAGGUCUCGUAAUGGUACAAGUGCAACGAAGCCAACACCUAAAAAUAUUCAUGCUGUCUCUGUGGGAACAGAAACUUUGAAUCAUGGCGGCGGAAGUGCGGUAAUUGAGACACCUCUUUCAUUAGGUAAGAAAGAAGUCAACAAUGAAGUUUUUUCCUUGAAGAAGGCUGGAAAAAGGUAUAAGAAGAUUGAUUCCUCAGUAAGGUCAGAGAAACGAAAACUGGAUUCUCUGAAGGACAACGUGCUUAAAGAAUCAGUUAAAACUCAAAAUCAAAAAGAUUUGGAUACUAAUCCUGAAUUGGCACCUUUAUCUAUUGCUAUGGCUGAUUAUAAGAAAGCCUCUGAUUUCGGGCAGAAACCAAGCAAACCUGGAAAAGAAACCAAGUCGCGUGGUCAAGAGCUGAGAAGUAGGAAAAAGUUGAGAGUUUCCUCUGAUGCCAUCUUGAACGAUGAGUUGGUCAACAACAUCCAAGAGGGUCAUACUUGUGAUCCUGCAAGGGAAACCCAACUCAUUGAAAAGGUUCAGGGAAAAUCUGUUGUUAAAGUUCAGGAUGAUUCAUCAGUUGUACAGAAGCUUCCUUCUCUGAUGAAUAACGUUGUCUUACAGAAAUGUGGGACUAUUUCUAACAAGUUUCAAUGCGCUUUCUGUCUUUCUUCAGAAGAAUCAGAGGCAUCAGGAGAAAUGGUCCAUUACUAUAAUGGAAGGCCUGUUGUUGCAGAUCAUGAUGGAGGAUCCAAGGUCAUACAUUCGCAUAGGAAUUGCACUGAAUGGGCCCCUAAUGUCUAUUUCCAAGAUGAUAAUGCAAUUAGUCUCGAAGCUGAAUUAACAAGAAGUCGAAGAAUUAAGUGUUGUUGCUGUGGAAAUAAAGGGGCAGCACUUGGGUGCUAUGCGAAGAGUUGUCGCAAGAGUUUUCACGUUACUUGUGCAAAGUUGAUCCCUCAAUGUCGAUGGGAUACUGAUAAUUUUGUCAUGUUAUGCCCUCUUCAUGCCUCUUCUAAGUUGCCUAGUGAAAGCCCUCAAGAAAGGAGGAAGAAAUGUGCUCUUAAAGGGAAAUCAUCUCAAUGUGAUGAUGUUGCUAGUGAAAAGGACAUCAGUACUGGUAGAAAUUGGAAGUUUUGUGCAUCCUCAAAGAAAUUGGUUCUUUGUUGUUCAGCUCUCACAACUGCAGAGAGGGAAACUGUUUCUGAUUUUGAGAGAUUAUCUGGAGUUACAAUUCUGAAAAAGUGGGAUUUGAGUAUCACCCAUGUUAUUGCAUCAACAAAUGAAAAUGGGGCAUGUAGAAGAACCCUCAAAAUAUUGAUGGGUAUCUUGGAGGGAAAGUGGAUACUGAAUAUGGAGUGGGUUAAGGCUUGCAUUAAGGUCAUGGAACUUGUUGAUGAGGAGCCUUAUGAAAUUACUGUCGACAUUCAUGGGAUCAGGGAUGGGCCUCGACUUGGAAGGCUAAGAUUGUUGAACAAGCAGCCAAAGCUUUUUGAUGGGCGUAAGUUCUAUUUCAUGGGAGAUUUUUUACCCGCAUACAAGGGGUACCUACAAGACCUUGUAAUUGCUGCUGGAGGGACAAUUCUGCAUAGAAAACCUAUUUCAGAGGACCAAAAAACCUUGUUUUCUGGUUCCUCAACAGGCCAAACCUUCAUAAUUUACAGUAUUGAGCUUCCUGAUAAAUGUGAUCCUAGCAAGAAAACUACAAUUUUCAACCGCCGCCGGUUGGAUGCAGAGGCCCUGGCAACAUCAACUGGAGCCAAAGUAGCAAGCAAUUCGUGGGUUUUGAACUCCAUAGCAGCCUGCAAUUUACAAAAUCUUGCCAAAUAAUAUAUCUUUUCCAAUCCCAGGAUCGGAGCUUUGUACAUGUUUAGGAAUCUUCUUCUGAACUAGCUAUAAGUUUUUAUUUAUUUAUUUUUCCUUUAGUAUGAUGUAGACAUGUAUAAACAUCAUGCUCAUGUGACUGCAUGAAUAAAGGAAAUAUAAUUUGGUGAUACAAUCUUUUUACUUUGCUGUGUAAAGUAGGAUAUAUAGGUGGGUGAAAAUGUCAAAUGUGUGGGAGUCAGUUUUAAUUGUUCCAUUAUAAGAAGAUUAUUGCUGGG